Ooceraea biroi (clonal raider ant) is the source of this 1590-nucleotide messenger RNA. RefSeq lists its product as uncharacterized. The record is from RefSeq and is a predicted model, not a curated record. Lineage: Eukaryota; Metazoa; Arthropoda; Insecta; Hymenoptera; Formicidae.
AUGCGGAGCGAAAUCAAGUGUGUCUAUCGAAUAAAUUUUAAGAAACCGAACAACAUUGGAUUGCUGCUGGGAUUCUCGUCGAAUCGGAUAUUGCAACCGCGAAAAUGGCACGAAUCGGACGUACUAGUCAAUAUUAUGAACGUGAACAUUAUUCGCAUAGAAUGUAAUGUGACCGCCGGUGCGUAUAGCAACAGUACGCAUGUGCACACGAUACAUGAAUUUUCGCUGCGCGUGCCACCAGGAUAUAAGAUAUCGGAAACACCUGCGCAGAUCAUUUACCUGCCGAUCAUCGCACGGUGCAUUACGGAUCUGACGUUACGUGUUGUGGAUCAAGACGGGCGAUUACUUGAUUUUCGCGAGUACAAAGUACCUAAUCGCGGGGAAAAAAUGAUUGACAUUUUGAAUAUUGGAGGUGAGCCAGUCUUCGACGAUCGCAUCGUCAAGAUUGAGACUCAUACGUAUAAUCCGUACGCCAACACGCUGUUUGGACACAGCGAUGAGAUACGAAUACCCAUACAGCAGCAAGAUUUGUAUAUCUUACCGUGUCAGAGCUUUCUGUACGUCGAGGGCAAACUAACGACAAACAGAGCCAUUGAGGACUCUAAUGUGGUAUUGGGGAAUAAUUGCGUGGCGUUCAUGUUCGAUGAGAUACGCUACGAACUUGACGGAGUGGAAAUUGAUCGCAACAAAAAUGUUGGAAUGACUUCGACAUUCAAAAACUAUACAUUGUUAACACUCGACAGAGGCGUGACCUUGGGUAAUGCCGGUUGGGAUACAUAUAUUGACAAUGUGAACGGAAAUUUUAAUUUUUGUGUACCGCUCUCUAUAUUACUGGGAUUUUGCGAGGAUUACAAACGCGUGGUGAUCAACGCUCGUCAUGAGCUGAUUCUAAUACGAUCGCGCAACGACAACAAUAGUCUACUGGACGAUCCCGCGCUGGAGCCAAAGAUUGAGCUGCUCGAGAUACAGUGGCGAAUGCCGCAUGUGUUACUGAAUGAAGUCAAUAAGCUAUCGAUGCUACGAGCCUUGGAGAGCGGACGAUAUCUGAGCAUGACAUUCCGAUCGUGGGAUCUGUACGAGUUUCCUUUACUACAGAGCACCACCAAGUACUCGUGGACUGUCAAGGCCGCGAGUCAGCUGGAGAAACCGCGAUACGUGAUCUUUGCAUUGCAGACUGGGCGAAAAAAUGUAAUGUCCCAGGAUGUUGCUAUAUUCGACGACUGCAAAUUAACCAACGUGAAAUUGUAUCUAAACUCGGAAUGUUAUCCAUACGACGACCUGAAUUUGGAUUUUGAGAGGAACAAAUACGCCAUCCUUUACGACAUGUAUUCACGUUUUCGUAGGGCGUAUUAUGGAUGCGACUGCGCCGAGGCAUAUUUGACCACUACCAACUUUCUUCUUCGCGGUCCUUUCGUGGUUAUCGAUUGUUCGCGACAGAACGAGUCGAUCAAGAGCGCUACCGUAGAUGUACGAUUGGAGUUUGACUGCAAAGAGAAUAUACCUGCGAAUACUACCGUCUACUGCCUCAUAAUGCACGAUCGCGUGGUCGAAUACGGUCCAUUGACCAACGUUGUGCACAGAAUUGUGUAA